Molecule: messenger RNA, 2873 nt
Organism: Xenopus laevis (African clawed frog)
Lineage: Eukaryota; Metazoa; Chordata; Amphibia; Anura; Pipidae
Gene: olfml2a.S
Product: olfactomedin like 2A S homeolog
Exons: 8
Coding region: 198-2117 (639 amino acids)
Biological process (GO): signal transduction
Cellular component (GO): extracellular region
Source: RefSeq, a predicted model, not a curated record
UUUGUGUUGGUAGGUGUAACACCAUGCUCCUCCUCUCUAACUAAACAGGCUGGGAACAGCAGUCCCGAAUCAGUUCACUAUCUGAGCUCAGACAAGACAGCUUAUCCCACUCCUACCCCUCUGCACUGGCUUACACACUACUGGCUCCCUGCAAAUCUUCUCCAUCCAGCACCAGGGUCUGAGCCGCACCAGCAGCAAUGUGGGAAUAUAAACAAUUUCUGCUCCUUUCUCUGGCCUUUACCUCCACUGUAACAGCACUCAGCAAGGUGUUGGGCGAUACAGAUCAAGUUCGGAUGACUUCUGAGGGCUCAGACUGUCGAUGUAAAUGCAUUAUGAGACCAUUAAGCAAAGAGGCCUGUUCCCGUGUUAAAGGCGGCAACAUGCGCGUGGAAGAUUAUUAUACAGUGGAGACGGUCAGUUCGGGCUCAGAUUGCAAGUGUUCCUGUACAGCCCCUCCAUCGUCUCUCAAUCCUUGUGAAAAUGAGUGGAAGAUGGAAAAAAUGAAGAAACAAGCUCCAGAGCUAUUUAAGCUGCAGUCUAUGGUUGACCUCCUGGAGGGAACGUUGUACAGCAUGGACCUAAUGAAGGUGCAUUCCUACAUCAAUAAAGUGGUAUCACAGAUGAACAAUCUUGAAGAGACAAUAAAGACAAAUUUAAGCAGAGAGAACGACUUUAUGAAAGAAAGCGUUGUGAACCUGUCCAAUCAGAUGAAGAAAUAUGAGAACUAUUCCGAAAUUAUGCUGAGUAUAAAGAAAGAAAUUUCAAAUCUGGGGUAUCAGUUGCUACAGAAGGACGCACCGGAGAACAAAGUACAGGACACAGCAGGAAUCAAAGGUCUCACCAAAUUUUCCAGCAACAAAAAGAAUGAAGCAGAAAAGUCUUUGCCUAAAGUUACAAAGGAAAAGCCACCAAAAGCAGAAAACCCCAAAAAAGAAGCCAGCAAAACCAAACAAGUUCCUCCUCAGCCAACACCAAGGCCCAGGUCCCCUGUCCUUCAGCCUGUGGUUAUACGUGGUGUAACCUAUUACAAAGCUGGGCGCCAGGAGGAGGCUGAACAUGCUGCAGGCAACAGAGACAGUGUUGUUAAGGGAUCACACCGAGGAGUAAAGACAGAGAUUAAAUUAGAAGGGAAUAUCACAGAAUCCUACCUCAUUAGGGAAGAAAGAAUUACAGCCACUGAAAAAACAACACCAACAGCCACACCUACCACAACUCCAACCACCCCUCAAUCAACAACAACCAUGAGAAGCACAGUUACCACAACUACAGAAUAUCCACCAACUACCCUUUCUUCUACUGUCCAUGGAGCUGAAGCUGAGACAAAUAAAGUCAGGGAAGGUGAGUGUGAAGGGACCAUUGCUUCUGUGGAGACGCCAAAAAAACAUCACAGCUAUGGGCGCAAUGAAGGAGCAUGGAUGAAAGAUCCAACAGCCAAAGAUGGAAGGAUCUAUGUUACCAACUACUAUUAUGGAAAUAAUCUUGUGGAGUUCCGGAACCUUGACAACUUUAAGCAAGGUCGUUGGAGCAAUCUUUACAAGGUCCCUUACAACUGGAUUGGGACUGGACAUGUGGUGUUUCAAGGAGCCUUUUACUACAACAGGGUUUUUACCAAGAACAUCAUUAAAUAUGACCUAAAGCAGCGCUUUGUAGCCGCUUGGACCCUCCUGCACGACGUAGUAUAUGAAGACACUACCCCUUGGAAAUGGAGAGGUCAUUCUGAUAUAGAUUUUGCCGUUGAUGAAAGUGGCCUUUGGGUUAUCUACCCAUCUGUGGAUUAUGAUUAUUCUCAACAAGAAGUCAUCGUUAUUAGUAAGCUUGAUCCUAAUGAUCUAUCCAUAAAGAAGGAGACAACUUGGAAAACGGGGCUUAAACGCAACUCCUACGGAAACUGUUUUAUCAUUUGUGGAAUCCUCUAUGCUGUCGAUGUCUAUAAUCAAAAGGAAGGAAUGAUUUCAUAUGCAUAUGACACUCACACAGACACAGAAGCAGAUCCAAAGUUACCUUUCAUUAAUGAAUAUGCCUUUACUACACAAGUAGACUACAACCCCAAAGAGAAAGUGCUAUAUGCCUGGGACAAUGGACACCAGUUAACUUACAAGGUGAACUUUGUUGCAUGAAUGAAAAGCUGCAUUGUUAAGACACAGGUCAGCCUUCCAGAAAGAAAGCACUUUUAACAUUGGUUACAACGUGUUGCUUGGGGAGCAACUAAAGUAUCUUCUGGCUAUUAGGAGAAAAUGCCCCAGGCAAGAAAUGGCUUAGCAAUGUGGUAUAUGACUAAGAAACCACAACUGACUGAAUGGGAACUGAGCUGAAUGGCUCAAAGGAUAAAAGAGACCCCAUUUCAUUGUCAACAUUCUGACAUCCCAUCUUAUUUUUAGUUAAACCUAAAUGUCUUUUCAUUUUCAUGAAUAGAGGAGACAAAAUGAGUUUCACAAAAUGAGUUUGCCAAGGGACCACCAGGCCAAGAAAAAUUCAUAGAUAUACUUUUUAUUCUUAUCACUGUAUAGUUAUUUUCAUACUACUCUUAUUGAUAGAGUAUUGUUUUUAAUUGAAUUUUAUUUGGCUGUGUUUUCUGAUUGGCCACCGGCUUAAGAUGCAUUGUGUUGGUGAAGCCUAAAGAAAGAAACUCAUUAACAUUAAGUAAUUUAAAAGGACUUUUCCACUUUUUAAGAAGCAGCCAGCCCACUUAUUUUUGCCAUUUAUGUGUUUCAUUGUAAAGCGUCAAGGGAUAUUCAGCCCAAACUACCAGUGUUAUUUGCUUUGUAAUAAAAAGAGAACUGUGUAUAUCAGCUUGCUAAAGCAGCCUGUCCUUUUGGUCAGUAGCUUUACUUGAUUGGAUCCAAAAUUUUGAAAUGAUUCAUAUUAAGCAAAAG